AUGGACUCCAUCGUCGAAACACAACGCCAGACCCACGAGGAGAUCGAGCGGUAUGAGCAAGCCUUGGCCGAGGUGCUCAUGCAGAACCCAACAGCCACCAAAAAUGUAACUAGGAGAGACCGAAAGGCUGCAGAAAUACUAGACCGUAUAGGGACACUGCGAAAGGAGCUUGUCGACAUGUACGAGGACAUCCCUGGGCUACGACCCAAGGAGCUUGCCCUUCUCUCAGCCCCCGGAGCAGGACAGGACGACCUCGAAGAGUUUUAUCUGCGUUUCAACAAGAUCAAGGACUUUCACGGGCGGAAUCCGGGCAUCAAUGCGCGACAAUUCCUUAAUGAAGUGGAUGAGCUGGUCAAGGGCGAUGCUGACAUGGAUACAGCCCUCGAUUCUAUCUUCUCCGGUGAAGAAGCCUACGGCAAACACCUCGAUCUUUACCUCUCCCACUCUCAAUACCUCAACUUGAAAGGCUCCACACGUCUCUCCUACGUCGCCUACCUCGACAUGCUCAAACACGGCAAAGUCGAGCGUACCCUCGACACUAAAGAGAAAUCCAACGCCGCCUACCUCGAAUACGUCCAAACGCUGUACAACUACCUUCUCUCCUUCUUUGAGCGGGCUUUACCGCUGGUCGAUGUACGAGGGAAGGUCAAGGAAGCGGAGGCGAGCUUUGAGGCUGCAUGGGAGGCGGGACAGGUGGAGGGAUGGGAGUCGUCUGGUGCGAAGAAGCAAGAGAAUGGUGGAGAAGGGAUCUGGUGUCAGUACUGCCAAAAGAAUUAUUCCAAGCAGACAGUAUACGACGCCCAUCUUUACUCCAAGGGUCACAAGAAGAAGGCUGCCGAAGGGGCUGGUUCUACAGCAUCUCCCGCGCCUGCGGGACCUACAACCACCACUUCCCAAACUUCCAAAUCCAAACUCCCCGCCCGACUCACUUCCCUCAUCAUCGCUCUCCUCACCUUCCCGCCCAUACCCAGACUCUUGAGCGACUCGAGGAACGAGGUGGAGCGAAAGAUGGCGUUGACGUCGAGAGAGAGGGAGCAGGAAAUCGAAGAGCAGGAAGAGGGUCAGCAAGUGGAGGAGGUCGAGCUCGGAAACGAUUCGGAUGAAGAAGAUGACGACGGAAAGGUGUACAAUCCCCUCAAGCUUCCUCUUGGUUGGGAUGGCAAGCCUAUUCCUUUCUGGCUGUACAAGCUGCACGGUCUCGGUGUCGAGUUCAAGUGUGAAAUCUGCUCCAAUGCGUCGUACAACGGCCGAAAAGCCUUUGAAAAGCACUUUACAGAGUCCAAGCAUGCUUUCGGUCUUCGUGCGCUCGGUCUGCCGCCGUCCAAACAUUUCAUGUACAUCACCAAGAUCUCUGAUGCCAUGUCUCUGGCGGAAAAGCUGAAGCGUGAAGGCAGACAAGAGCUCUCAGCGAUGGACAAGGCGGAAGAGUUUGAGGAUGAUGAAGGGAAUGUGUACGAUAAGAAGACGUACGAGCAGUUGCAACGACAGGGUCUUAUCUAG
Messenger RNA from Cryptococcus amylolentus CBS 6039, 1500 nucleotides. RefSeq lists its product as hypothetical. The transcript is spliced from 6 exons. NCBI's taxonomy places the organism in Eukaryota, Fungi, Basidiomycota, Tremellomycetes, Tremellales, Cryptococcaceae. Gene Ontology annotation, molecular function: RNA binding; zinc ion binding. The record is from RefSeq and is a predicted model, not a curated record. Gene Ontology annotation, cellular component: spliceosomal complex; nucleus. The coding region runs from base 1 to 1500 and encodes 499 amino acids. Gene Ontology annotation, biological process: mRNA splicing, via spliceosome.